AUAAUGAAUGGCCCGAAGUUGACCACUUGGCGCAUUUCACACAGUGCAUGCACGUCAUGUCGUUCAUAUAGUCCGAUACAUGCACGAAUACAAGCAACGGUAGUAUGUAUCAUAUUAUUAAUUACCUUUACCUUCGCGCCUUAGUCAUGUCUAAGCUUAAGUUAUAAGUUUACUGGACGGAUAGUGUUUCGACGUUCUACGUUACGAGCGUACGAGCGUUGUACUUGUCAGCAGUGCACGGGGAAAAGGAAUACGAUCAGGUAACGACGACCCGUUCGUAAAGAAAGACGAAUAGUUGUUGGUAGUAAGGAGACGGACUUCUGAUUGAUAUUCCCUGUGAUCGAUUAACGUUCGGUUGACCGUUGUCGAAUCGGCGACUACGAGUAAUGGAAGAGGUGACCAAAUGUAGAUACAUCGAUUGUGUCGACACUCGCGAAAAGGAGCAAAUACUUCACGAACUACCCGUUUGCGAUACCGGUCUCUGCGUGAGGUGGCUGAUCAACAGUGGUCACGUGGAUCUCAUCGGAAGCGAUUUGGAUGCUCUACGGUCUAUGAAGUUUUUCGUCUGCAAUAAUCAUUUCACGGAGGAUUGUUACCUGAGCAAAGGCACUUUAAAAGAAAAUGCCGUACCUUUCCCGCAUUGGAGUGCCGUAUCGAGAAGAUCGAAGAACCUGAAAACGCGACGGAAAAUUCAGUUGAACGGUCAAGAAAGUUCUAUGGAGGUAGCUAGUACGAACCGAAUCGCAGAGAAAAAUCCUCCAUCGGAAUUCGAAGUGGAUCAAUGGUGUAGAACAUGCGCGACUAAAAAGGAAAAUCUUGUUAGUAUGACGAGCAGGGGAAAAAGCACGGACAUGAAUCUUUUGUCCAAGCUAAAGUUGUUGAUAGAAAUCGACGAUGGAGACGCUUUACCAACGAAGAUGUGCGACGAAUGCGUCGACAAGUUAGAACAAUCGUUCAAGUUUUUUCAACAGAUUUACAUUGCCGAUAAUACGUUGCGCCACGUGUUUCCGAGCACGCGAUCGAGUAUCGCGCCCAGAAAGCCGCUCGAUUCAAUCGGCGAGCAUAUGCGAAACGAACAACAAAGAGAGAAGGAGGAGGAACUGCGACAACUACAACAAAAACAGCAGCUGCAGCAACUUGAAGACCGCGCUCCGAAAGCUACCCGCGGUAUCUUUAGACGCGGUCGUGGACGACCACGAUCGAGGGGUUAUGCCGCGAGAGCGAGGGCUAGACAAAGAUCGGGGUAUGUGCCAGUCGCGGCUCGUAAUUCGCAUCUGAACGACAACGCGACGGCGGCGGCAGCGAUGUAUGAAACCAGGCUGGACGAAACGAUUGUACUCGGAAACGAAUCGCAAAACAUGACCGAUGGUGGAGUCGAGCAACAGCGCUCGGUCGACACAGUAUUCUCCUUGCUCACCGAUACCUGCCGCAGCGACGAGGAACUCGACUGGUCAGACGUGUUGAAGGUGAUGAACGAUCAGAGGUACUGGGUCGCUCCUCGACUGCAAACGGUGACCAAGGUGUACGGAAGAAAAAAGAAACCGGAACCGCAAAAGAUCGUCGAAUCGGAAACUAUAGCGACGUCGCAGCCAUCAAACCAUCAGGUAACAACGGCCAACGAAGAGUCAAACCGAAUAGAAAUAAAAGUGAAGGUCGAGACCGAGACGAACGUGACGAGCCAGACGAACGAGUCCAUCGGGACCACCGAGAUCCCCAAGGUCGUCGAGAUCUGUGAGAAGGAUAAAUCGAAGUUGGUGGACGACGCAGCGGAUCGCGACACGGAGACCGAACGACGAGUAUCUUGCGACUUUUGCGAACAGCCAUUUCGAUUCGAGCAUCAGUUGCAAACGCACUUGUCGGGCCAGGAUCAUUCCGAAACUAUCGGCGGUUACAUGUGUUCGAAUUGUUUGACUCGUUACGAGAGCGAGGUCACGCUUUCGAAUCAUCGUAGCCUAUGUCACGGGCAUCGCCGGAAAUAUAGCUGCGAGCACUGUCGAGCAGAAUUUUCCCUCAAGCGAGUACUGAAGGAACACGUGAGCAAAUGUCAGCAUCUGCAAAAUGCGCUUUCAUCGACGUCUAUCAGUCCUUCGAAACAGGAUGCGAGCGAAUGUGCGACAGUUCGCAGAGAGGACGACGACGACGACGACGACGACGAGGACGACGACGACGACGACGACGAUGAUGAUGACGACGGUGGCGGCGGUGGCCACGAUGACGACGGUAACGACAACGACGUUCCACGAACGACGGAAACGACGACCUCCGUCGCAUCUCUUUGCCCGCACCUCGAAUUCGUGGAUACGAAAAGAGACGACAAGGCAGCUUCGUGUUCGUCGCAGCAACAACCGUCGAAGGAUGUCGACGAGAUUCGGGUCGAGGGGAGCCCCGGAUCGACGUACGCCGUUGCGGUGACGGCUGGUCGUGAAUCGUCGCCAGUGACUUGUCCGGAUUGCAACGAGCGGAUGCAGGACACGAUGGAACUCGGCAUACAUCGGAUGCGUCGUCAUUCGAUGAACAGGAAGGACGCGACGUGUCUUCUUUGCGACAACAAGUCUUUCGUUUCCUCGGAAGAAUACGAGCAGCACGUACUCGAUCAUUGCAAACGAUUGAGAAUAUCUCCAAGGUAAAAAUUUCGAAUUCGACUUUAUUAUCGCGCACAACCCCCGUUGAGUCCAUAUCCCCGAAGAGGGAAAGGGAGAGGACUUGGAUUUUAAUACGAUAUAUACGGUAUCGACACUAGGUCCAUCGUCCCAUGUGUACGCUCGGCACGGGCGUACCGUGCAUGUAAAAAGGAAACGAGAAAUCGAACGUGACACCGAAGUAAAACGACCAAACAUCGGUACCGUACUCUCAGAUUCGUAGUUCGACAAUUAUAAAAGACACGAAAAUGAAAAUGAAAAUCACUUUAUUAACAUGUCAAAGCGCAUCGUUCGUACCGAGCCCCAUCGAAUCUCUGUCAUUUCCUGUUACACGAGGCAGUCCAUUUAUUUUCAUUCGACCGAUGUAACGCGUGUAAUUUGUAAAAUAAACGAGGAAUUUUCAA
Messenger RNA from Ceratina calcarata, 3043 nucleotides. RefSeq lists its product as uncharacterized. The record is from RefSeq and is a predicted model, not a curated record. Lineage: Eukaryota; Metazoa; Arthropoda; Insecta; Hymenoptera; Apidae. Gene Ontology annotation, molecular function: zinc ion binding. Gene Ontology annotation, cellular component: nucleus. The coding region runs from base 387 to 2627 and encodes 746 amino acids. The transcript has 2 exons.